This is a messenger RNA of Corythoichthys intestinalis (scribbled pipefish), 4888 nucleotides long. It is a transcript of the gene lrit1a, whose product is annotated as leucine-rich repeat, immunoglobulin-like and transmembrane domains 1a. The record is from RefSeq and is a predicted model, not a curated record. The coding region runs from base 144 to 2087 and encodes 647 amino acids. Gene Ontology annotation, cellular component: endoplasmic reticulum membrane. Gene Ontology annotation, molecular function: protein binding. The transcript has 4 exons. Lineage: Eukaryota; Metazoa; Chordata; Actinopteri; Syngnathiformes; Syngnathidae.
UUUAUCUGGGGACUCAUAGGCAGUCUGAUCACUAUGGGACAGCGGAGUGGUGGAGAGAUGCGAUUCCCGUAGAUGAGAGGCGCAAAAGUUGGAUGCAAAGUGUGUGCAUGCAUGUUAGGCGCGUUGCGUAAAAGUGGGCCAAAAUGUUCCUCGUUCUGCUCGCGGGGCUCUACGCGGCCACGGCUGGACUUUUGUCUCCGGUGAGCAGCUGCCCGUCUCAAUGCAGCUGUUUUUACCACAACCUGAGUGACGGCUCAAAGGCCAGGAGUGUGAUUUGCAACGAUCCCGAGAUUUCGCUCGUGCCCGUUGGGUUCCCAGCAGACACAUCUAAGCUCCGCAUCGAGAAGACGGCCAUCCGGCGGAUACCAAGUGAAGCAUUUGACUACCUCUCCAGUCUUGAGUUCCUGUGGAUGUCUUUUAACGCGUUGUCCACACUGGGCGCCGACAGUUUCCGCGGACUCUUCAACCUAGAGGAGCUGCGCCUGGAUGGCAAUGCACUCACUGCCUUCCCCUGGGAGUCGCUCAGCGACAUGCCCAGUCUGAGACUUCUGGACUUGCACAAUAACCAGCUCACCUCGCUUCCCGCGGAGGCCAACAUACACAUCAGGAACCUCACCUACCUGGAUUUGUCCAGCAACAGUUUGCUGACGCUGCCCGGUGCUGUGCUGUCCAACUGGCUGGCGGCCAAACCCGCUCAAGGGCCGGAGAGCUCCAAAAUGAUUUUAGGUCUCCAUGACAACCCGUGGGCGUGUGACUGCCGCCUCUACGACCUGGUCCAGUUUCAGAAGUCUCCCACUCUGGCUGUGGCUUUCAUUGACACCAGGUUGCGCUGCUCGGCUCCUGAGAGCGUGUCGGGCGUCCUGUUCAGUGACGCCGAACUGCGGCGCUGUCAACCUCCGCAAAUCCACACAGCCGUAGCGCGAGUGAGGAGCGCCGUCGGGAAUAAUGUUCUGCUCCGGUGCGGGACGAUUGGGGUGCCAAUUCCGGACUUGACAUGGCAAAGGGCAGAUAAGCGAGUCUUGAAUGGAUCAGUCCAGCAGGAGACGUCUAAAGAUGGAAUCACCUGGUCCAUUCUCAGUGUCCCGGCCGUGUCGUACCGCGAUUCAGGGAAAUACAUGUGCAAAGCGACAAACUACGCAGGGAAUGCCGAAGCAGUCAUCUCCUUAGUUGUAUCUAAUUCUCCAAAAAUGGAAGGCAAUCAAACCAACAAUGAGAAGAAGGGCAAAAUAAAAAAAUCCAACCCAGUGGGAAAAGCAGCAUACCAGGAGAAACUCGUGGCCCGAUACGUGGUGCCAACCUCCACUCCUACAACUCCACCUCCAAUCCUGGAUCCCCGCCUUUUACCUGAAAUUUUGGACCCCAGUUUGGACAGUGUCAGUCCUUCCCCUGACACGGCCACUUCGUCCAAUGCUGACACGCUGCUGGAUCUGGAGAAAACAAACCUCAGUAAUCUGGCUGCAAACACCUCAUCCCUGCAGCAGGACCCGGACAGGGUGGUCCGUUCGGUUAAGGUAGUGGGUGACACGGAUAAUACGAUCUCCCUCAACUGGCGAGCUCCUAAGGCCAAGAACACGACUGCCUUCAGUGUACUGUACGCUGUGUUCGGAGAGAGAGACAUGAGGAAAAUCAACGUUGGGGCGGGCCAGAAUAGAGUAACCAUCGAAGGCCUGGUGCCCCGGACAAAGUACAUCGCUUGCGUAUGCGUGAGGGGGCUGAUCCCCAGGAAAGAACAGUGCGUCAUCUUCUCUACAGACGAGGCAGCCAGUGCGACUGGCACCCAAAAACUGAUCAAUGUAAUCGUGAUCACAGUUGCCUGCAUCAUCGCUGUGCCCCUCACCGUCAUCGUGUGUUGUGGAGCGCUGAAGAGACGCAUCCAGAAGUACUGGGGGAAAAAAUCCAAGGAUAUCCAAGAUUCCUAUGUGACAUUUGAGACUUUGUCGCCCGGAACAAAAGCCAAAGGGCUGGAGGGGGAAUACUUGAACAGACUUAACCCCGAAGAGUCCAACAGGCUGCUGUCUGCCCGCUCCAGCCUGGACUCGGAGGCUACGGCGAAAAUCGAAGGGCAGCCUAAUGAAUACUUCUGCUGACGUCAUGCUCCAGCUCCGGCUCCUCCGCCGCGUCACCUUCCUCGUUCUCAUCCUCCGCCUCCCCCUCCGUGUCCUAGUCCCAACCACCACCCGCAUCCUCAUCCGAAGCCCCACUUUCACCCACAUCCGUAUCCCCAGCAUAACCCGUAUCCUCACGCUCGGCAGCACCCUGAGGUGAGCCCUCCCGCUGGCCACCCUCCGGACAUGUAUUGGGAUUCCCCACCACCUGUACCUCCUCGCUGGGUCACACCCCCGACGCCACCUCCGCCCCGAGCCAGUUUUUAUCAGAGGACCUUUGCACGCUGCACCAUCAUGGAAAUAUCUGUUUAGAGGAUAUAUACUCCACAUUUUUUUGUUCUGAAUAUUUCCAUAUCAUCUCGCUUUCAUUUUUGAAUGGUUUAUAUCACCUUGCAUGGCGCAGCGAAGAAAUCCAAAGGGAACUAAAAAUCGAUAGACUCUCCAUUGUCAUUAUGUAUGUGUAUGAUUUGUAAAUACUUUAAUUGAACAGUGUACACCUACAUAUAUGGUAAAGUCUGUGCCUCUGUAUAUACAUGUCAUAUGUUCUCAGAGGAGAUUUAUAGAUAUAUACAUACACACACUGGCAUGGCGAAUGCAGACAAGCUGGAGCUGGAGACAAGUGCAGAAAGGACUGAACUAUGACGCCAUGUAUAUAAGACAUGGAACUAUUUCUAUUUCCCAGAGCUAUCUCCACGUAUUUGUUUUGGCACCACUUAGAGGCACCACCACCCCAGUAAAUGUAAUUACGUAUCUAUUCCACUGAGGAUUUGAAUAGAGUUCAUUAAACUUUUCUAUAUCUGUAUAUAAACAUGUGCAAUGUGUUCUUAUUAGUGCUAUGAAAGGUAAAGCUUUUAAGUAAAGGCUUUAACUCGGGAGAUGGAAGUUGAGUGUACUGUUAUAUAGUAUGUUUCUGUAUGUAAUUUAAAUCGAACUAUUUUGGUGGGAGUGUUGUUCAAACAUUGAGAACACGUAGAAGAAAAACCAGCAUGUUAUGGAUUUGAUGAAACAGACACAUUUUGUGUGAACUUUACAGAUGCAAUUAUUAAUGUUGAGUAAGGGUGUAACGGUACAUGUAUUUGUAUUGAACCGUUUCGGUGCUCGGUUCGGAACGGAGGCGUACCGAACGAGUUUCUGACGUCAUGUAACCCUUCCUUUUCAAGGCUGUGAGUCGAUCGGGUUACAGUUUCUUUGUGUUCAUUCAUUCAUUCAUUUUCCAUGCCGCUUAUUCCUCACGAGGGUCGCGGAGGUGCUGGAGCCUAUCCCAGCUAACUUCGGGCAGUAGGCAGGGGACACCCUGAAUUGGUUGCCAGCCAAUCGCAGGGCACAAGGAGACACACAACCAUUCACGCACACACUCACACCUAUGGACAAUUUAGAGUGUUCAAUCAGCCUACCAUGCAUGUUUUUGGGAUGUGGGAGGAAACCGGAGUGCCCGGAGGAAACCCACGCAGGCACGCAGUUUCUUUGUGUAGAUUAUAUUUACCCCGUCUUCUCUACUAUAAUGAGGAUCAACACGGUACGACAGUAUAACCCAGAAACGUCAAUGGCGCGACAACGUGGCCGCCGCAAGAACGCAGUGAAACGCGGGCGUUAAAGUCAAUCAGCCAAUGCACACCAGUCGCAGUGCGGCCGCGUGUUAGACGCGUCCCAGAAGCGGCUCAACACGACGCACGCGAAAAGAACGGCAGAGUUUAUUAUUUGACGCGAGACGCAACCCUCUUGCGUCAAUACUACUACCGGUAGCUGGGAUCGGGCAGACCGGAAGUCACUCGUGUAUAAAUACGGUGGAUCCGGUCGAUUUUCAAACUAAUAUGCAGUCGUAACCUACUUUUUGAGUCCAUCAGAUCUCUUGAGUGGUAGAUCGGGGCACAGUUGACUUGUCUUUGUUGAUUAACUGCGGUCUUCUCUGCUAUAAUAAUAACCAAUACGGCCCCGUGUUCAAUACAAAACCCUCUUACCACAACAAAACAAGUAGGAACUAAUAUUCACAUAGGAACUAAAGUUAUACAACAUAAAAUAUACAAUAUAAAUGAAUACUACAUCGCAUUUGUGAAAUAUAAACACAUAAUAAAAUAAAUAAUGGCCAUUUAAACAAAAUAAAUUGAAAUGAGCUAAAACACCUGUAAUUAAAUAAUAAGAAUAAUACACAGAUCCUGCUUACACAAUUAAAUUGAUUAAUUUCUGUGUGGCUCUUUAACUUGAGAAAAUCCACCAAUAAAGCUUUGAAAACCGUUCAUAAGAAAAAAAAUGAAUCAUUGAGGCAUUUCAUUUGUAAAAUACAUGUUAAAAUCUUUGUCAUUGGGAUUGUUGUCUCUUUAGCAAAGGACUUCUUUUUUCUUCUUUCUUUCAGAAAGAAAGCUGACCAAUACGCGGGGUCUGAAAGGCAAAUUGUUGUUGGAUUAUCUUUAAAUAUCUGCUACUUUUUUAGCACAAUUCUAGCUUUGUAUAGGCUAAUGUUCCUAUUGUUGAAAGCCCAAUGGUGUGUAAUAAACAACUAGCACAUUUAUAUUUUGGAUUUUGUUUUCUUACUGUACCAAAAAUGAACCGAACCGUGACCUCAAAACCGAGGUACGUACCGAACCGAGAUUUUUGUGUACCUUUACACCCCUAAUGUUAAGGCUACAUUUAUUAAGAAAUGCAGUAAUCUAAACAAAAAGGGAUGUUUGCCGUAGUUACCAAAAGAAAUGUAAAAGAUGAUGAGAAAAACAGACCACCAAUUUAAGAGGGCCUUAAAAUCAAAUAUUGAAAAUUAUGUAUUUAUCUAAAUAAAGUAGCGAAGAACU